AUGCCAGCGGACGACCCUCAUAGCACGGAAGCCAAUCCGCACAUCCCUCCCGCAGGCGGACGUUGCAUUUUCAACGCAUUGCCCGACGAGCUCAUCGCACACGUAUUCUUGCUCGGGAUGCCAGCAAAUACCGUCUACUACGUAGAGGAUGAAAACUUUCAGCUCGUUCGUGAUCUAGUGCGUCACAGUGACGUUGAAGGGGACGUCCAAACUGAAGACGUCCAAACUGAGGACCUCGAAUUCGACUUCGAGCUUUGCGUGUCGCAUACCUGUCGACGCUGGCGCGGUAUUGCUCUUGAUACCCCGCGGUUAUGGACCACCAUCGAAUUCACUGACUCAACGGCGCCGUCGUUUACCAAGGAAGCUGUGUAUCUGACGCGCUCGCGCAACGCGCCCAUAGACGUCUUGGCGGUCUUGCUGGACACAGAUAGCGUGUGCGAUGACGAGCAAUUCCCGGAUGGGCAGACCUUGGUCAACAGCGCUCGUGAAAUAAUCACUAUCCUGGCGCUUCUGGAAGCACACUCCUUUCAUCUGCGCUCCCUCCGAAUCAAUAUUCCUAGCUAUCCCAGCAUGUAUGCUGUACGCUGUGGCCUGCAUGGCUUCGGGCCCGCGCCGAUCCUCAAAGUCAUGGAGUUAGAAAAUCUGCACCUGGACGGGAGGUUCGACCGGCAUUUCCACGCGGCGAUGUUGCAAGAUAUAUUACACCAAGACCUGGUCCCCUUCCAAGGUGUCACACCAAAGCUGGAAUGCAUUGUUCUGUGCGCAAUGAAGCUGAGCUGGUCGAACACCGCAAUAAUGCGGUCUUUGAGGCGGCUGUACCUUGAUUUGGACGAACGCUUGGCCCCCAGCCUUACCCAGUUCUCUCAGCUACUCCAUGACACGCCAAAUCUGGCUACCCUCGCGCUCCGGAAUGCGGGACCUAAACGCGGUGAUAUGCUUCGACCCGUUACCACCCAGGAUGACGCCGACCCAGGCUCCUCGCUUUCCUCUACCUCCGUCGUACUGAAACUGUGCGCCGUGGAAUGUGCCGACUUCAGUCUCUGGAAAUUAGCCCUUGGGACUGCGGAUCAGUUGUUCUGGUUGGACGUUGACGUGCGCCGUUGUGGGGGUGCUCAGGGGUGGUGCGGUAUGCUGUGCGCCAACACCACGGACGCGCAGAAUGGCCGUCUUCCAGAAUUCCUGCCCGCCCUUGAGCAUCUCUCCGCUGCGGGGCUCAGCGGGAAGCAGCUUCACCGCAUUGUGAAAAUGCGGAUGGACGUCGGCCGACCUAUAGCGCAGCUGUUCAUGGGCCCGCACGACAAGGUGAACGCGCGAAACCGACGAUGGCUACAGGAGCAUGUGCCUGAUUUCAUGUCUCCCGAGGAGCGACGGAAAGACGAUGAUGCGAGAGUGGGUGGGUCUAAUGAUUCAGAUUACGGGAACGUCGGCAAUGGGGAAGGUGGGUUCGGUCUGGGGCAUGAAGAACUGAAUGUCAUUAUCCUCAUGGGGCACAUCUUUUCACGUCGAAAGGCUGCCGCUCGAUGAUCCGUCGAUCUCUCGACGUAAGGUAAGAUGAGAACUUGCGCGCAUUGUUAUUGUAUGUUGUAUCAUGUACAUCCGGGUUACCUGAGACAGCCGUAGACUUUUACUGCUCACGAUCGACAACGCCGGUUGUUCAGCCGUCCAGAUUAUGCUGGAUAUCUUGGCCAUAGGCCUCUACCGUACUACCUGCUUCGGAGUUGGAGAUACCAUGGCCCCUUAUCGAUUUUUGGCAGCCGUAAUCAUAAAUCAUACAUUCAGUA
Molecule: messenger RNA, 1781 nt
Organism: Postia placenta MAD-698-R-SB12
Lineage: Eukaryota; Fungi; Basidiomycota; Agaricomycetes; Polyporales; Adustoporiaceae
Exons: 2
Coding region: 1-1524 (507 amino acids)
Source: RefSeq, a predicted model, not a curated record